AUGAAGGAUAAUCUGAAUUGUGUAAAUGACUAUAACGUUUCAUCGCUCAAGACUAUUGCUUUAGGUGGUGAACCAAUAUCGACAGCCACAUGGAUGUGGUACUACACAGCUGUUGGAAGAAGAAACUGCUUGUUAAUUGACACUUAUGGGCAAACAGAGCUUGGUGGAUUUGCACUGAGUCCUUGGCCGGGAAGUAAACUAAAGCCAGGUGUCUGUGCAAAACCAUUCUUGGGGGUAGAACCAAUCAUUGUUAAUGAGAAGGGUGAAAUUCUGCAAGAAAGUGGAGUUCAAGGUUUACUGUGCUUCAGACAUCCCUUUCCAGCAAUGGGGAGAGAAAUUAUUGGUGGAAGUUUUAAAAACAAAUAUUUUAGUUCUUUUCCUGGAAAAUACUUCACUGGAGACUGGGCUUACCGCGAUAUGGAUGGAGACUAUCAGAUUGUAGGAAGAAAAGACGACAUUGUCAGAAUAAAGGGUGUCUGGAUCCAAAUUCCCGAGAUUGAGAGUUCUAUAGUAGGAAAAAGCAAUAAUAUUGAAAAUGCGUCAUACAUUGGUCUGUCUUCUGAACCCUCUGCAACUACUGAUGCAUGUGUUGUUGUUGAGGUGAGGAAAUCAGUACCAGAAUCACAGCAGAAAUCCAAAAAAUUCUACCGUGACAUUCUUGAGUCUGUAAAAAGUUCCAUAAUCAACAAUGCUGGAGAGCACGCACUUCCACGUUUUGUUUUGGUUGUAAGAGAAAGUGUAUACACCUGGUCAAAUAAGAUGUGCCGAAGUAUUUAUCGCGACAUGGCUGAAGGUUUUUUCAAACCUUUGUUAAAACAUGUUGAUCCAAGUGAAAACAUAGUUUUGCUGGACUAUACUACAAGCCCUUUGCCACCUGUUGCUAACAAAUGGGAACACCUACAAUAGUUCUUUUUCUGACAUAUUUAAAAAAUUAUAUCACUGCACUGUUGUGUUUCUUUACACAAAGAAAAAGGUUACAUGUCGUAACAGUACCUGGUUUAUCGGGUAGCUGGGGUGGUUUACUGGACAACAGUUGCCUCUUAGCCAGAAUGUAGCCUUAUACAAAAAUACAGACCUUCAAAACAUUGCCAAUUGCACCACACCAAUUCGUGAUUUGAUGCCGAGGAGCAUGGUCUAUCUAAAUCAAGGCAAAAAUCGCCACUGAGGCAAAAAUCGCCGAUCAGACUGUGGCGUAUCAUGACCAAUCAAGGAUUCCCAAAGCUCAUCCAUAAUUAAUUUAAACCUAAGUCAAUCUUGCUUUUUCGGAGCUGAAUAGCAUCAGUCCUAGAGACAGAAAAGAGUUUAUGUGCAAGUCAUAAUAUUUUAAUUUUUACAAUGGCACGCGUAAUUAUUAUGUUUUUUCUUGGACUAAUUAUAUACAUUUUUCCUACUCCAUAUGUAUGAACUGUCUCAAACCCACUCCACUGGGCAUAGUCUUCGAUUUCCCUUUGGACGCCAUAUAUAGGCAUCUCCUUAAAUAAGCAAAAAUUCAUUUAUAAAGUAGUAGCGCCUAGUAUAACAUAUUAUUAUAAUAUGCUCUACAACACAGUGAGUACUAAUUACAAGGAAGAAAGUGGUAAUGAGAAAAAUUAUAAAGACUGUGUUGAGUGACUGCAGGCAAAGAGCCAGCAUCCGAGAAAACAAAACCAACACACAUUAUAUAAUGAUUAUUGCUAAAGGGCAUGUUGACAGGUAGUGGAGAGCAUUUGUAACACAGACAUAAAUAGUGAUUGGAGCAUUCGUCAUUGGGAUUGAAAUGGGAGAUGAAAUGGUCCAAGAAGUAAUUGUGAAGUUUGGAAGAGAGAGGAAGACUAAUAUCCAGGAGGGAGCGAGUUCCAUAGUCGAGGUAUGCGAUUGAAGUAAAAUAUUUUUUCGUUGUAGCUAUCAUAUAGUUCCUGGAAACUGUGUGUUUAAGCUUAAAAUUUUGACUUGAGCUCUGUCUGAGCUUUAGUUAUACCUCCUCUGAUCAUAGUACGCAUCAUUGAAGCCAUCUAAGCGGGCACACUGUACUAUACAUGGUAGUUUGGCUCUCCUAUUAUCCAUGAAUAUUUGAUUUUCACCUAGCUAUGUGACCUACUCGCACAGCACAUAGACCAAUGAUUAAUACACCAUUUUACUUCCAACUCUUUAAUAUUUUUGUUGUAUUGUCAUGCUAAAGCUGAGACAGCUAUAGCUAUUGAGUGAAAUUACCAAUAUGACUGUUGCUACUCCUGGUUUUCAGUUGCAAUACACAUACCAUGUUCUGAUGGAGAUGCUUCGGAGGUGCCAUCUCCUGCAGCAAUAUCUGAUAGCACAGAGAGUGAAAAUGAUAGUGAGCCACUGCCCAGUAAUACUGAAGGCGAACAACAACGAAGUGUUGUAGGUAAGUGCUAAGGUCACAGGCCAGUCACUCAGGCCACAAUUGUUUCAUACAGGAAUAUGAAUGUAUGCAUGUCAUGCUGUUAUCAUAUGGUAUAGCCAUGUACAUGCACUAGUGAUUUGACAGACAGCUCGUUUGCCAACUUUUGCCGCAUAUGGAUAGGAAGAGCGUGCUCCUCAGUGAGGGCUACUCUUUACAUUGCUCCUGUCUGCACGGUUUAAUUAAUGUACAUGCAUACUGGGAAUGUGCUGUUCCUGUGCCGCCGUGGUGUCCUACAACUUUCCUUUUUGCUAGAAGUAGGGGCUACUCUUUACAUUGCUCCCGUCUGCACUCUUAGUCUUCUCCUAGAGCUAUUUGAGCCAUUUAGCCAUAAUUAUUUAUUCAAGCUAAUCUUUGAGUUUGCAUGUGGUAUUGCUCUAUUGUAAUUGAUGUACGGUCAUGCACAGGUAAAUUAAAGCACUGAAGUGCAAACCCUCGGUGUACUACACGCGUGAGUAAGUAUACGCAUGCGUGGUAUAUACCGCUAAUUGCUACUCACGGUCUCAUGCCAGGUCGCUCUGAGAGUCUUUCACAGGGCUAUAAAUAGCAUGCAAGAGCCGAUACUCGCCCUGCGUUGCAACUUCUGGUGUCUCCAAGGUAAGCCUGUGCUAUUUAGCAUAUUGGCUUUAUCACUGUUUUCUCACUAUAAUUAUUUCUCGAACGCAGUACUUUUCCGAAUUUGAAAUAAAACCAGUGUAUCCCUGAAUCGUUUGGUAUCACUAUUAUGUUGUCUUGUUGCACGUGGUGGCAGAAAGCAUGGUAACAGAGAGACGGACGGACAAACCAAGUACCGUAACCCUCGCUGCGCACGCCAAGGGUUCAUCAUGUAAAAUAGAACUCGAUAUAAUUCCAGUAGGUAUAUAAAACAAACCUUGUGUCCCAGAGUAACCAGACGCAUUAGAAAUUGGUUAGGCCACAAGACUAGGAGUAUUAUUCUGUAUACACAACUUUUCUCAUUUCAUUGCAGUUAAUGAGAGGACACCCUUGCUUAGGCUUAGUCAGCGUGAUGUAAAAAGAAAAGUUUAUCUCGCGGAAGGAAGAAACUGGAAGGCGUUAGGUGGCUCCUUAAUUAGUAACGUGAAGAUCCUUGUCUACCUUUACACUGCAUUUAUAGUUUUUUUGGUUGCUGGUUACGAAAAUAAUACAACUGUUGUGUUUCCCGGGGCACUUGUUGAGCUGAAAAGUUACUCAUACUUUGUGUACGACAAGGCUUCAGUUACAGGUGAUGUUCCAGCCGGAGCAAAUGCAUAGAUAUAUCUUGGAUCCAACUGUGGAUCCAAGGUUAAAGAAAGUGUGACACUGUCACCGUACUCUCUCCUGAAUCUCACUUAUCCCAAAAGACUGGAUGAUCAACUUUACCGUGUCUACCUAUUGAAAGGGUCUCAUCUAACUUUUGAUGCCAUACUACAUCCUAAUCUUGAUAUUGAUAUUACACCCAACAUAACUAUUAAGCUUUGUAGGUUUACAGACGAGGAAUCUGUGAUUGCGCUCACUUCAGCAAGGAAUGAAAAUGAAAUCCAGAAAGGGGAAGAGAAAGCCAAAGUGUGUUACGAAAUUGGAAAUUCAUCAACAGUGUACGACAAAGUGAAACAAGAUAGAUAUCAAUACUAUGCCUUAUCAGUCUUUAGCCCAUUGAACGAGAGUGUUACUAUAUCUUACAGUUACGUUCUGUACACCAAGUACUACAAUGAAAGCAGUUUUGAGCGACAGCACUCAUGGAUGCAGUAUCACAGGUCUCACCCUUGUCAGGAGCAGCAAUCCACACAAAGAUAGAUUCUGCCUCUUAGCGUACGUACCAUCGCUCCCGACUGCCAAUAAAACAGAAUGUUUUACUCUCACUACAACCUAUCGAACAUGUAUGGCUUUAUUUCAAUUGUAAGUUUUUUUAUAGUGGUUGUC
Geodia barretti is the source of this 4297-nucleotide messenger RNA. NCBI's taxonomy places the organism in Eukaryota, Metazoa, Porifera, Demospongiae, Tetractinellida, Geodiidae. The record is from the annotation of a GenBank genome assembly.